Brassica napus (rape) is the source of this 3222-nucleotide messenger RNA. RefSeq names its product probable ubiquitin-conjugating enzyme E2 23. Gene Ontology annotation, molecular function: ubiquitin conjugating enzyme activity. NCBI's taxonomy places the organism in Eukaryota, Viridiplantae, Streptophyta, Magnoliopsida, Brassicales, Brassicaceae. The record is from RefSeq and is a predicted model, not a curated record. The transcript has a single exon. The coding region runs from base 1401 to 2534 and encodes 377 amino acids.
AAAAUCGAAACUGAGAGAAUAUAUAAUAGAUUCCACUAUUAUCCUUAGUUUAAUUUGCGUAUAAAUUAUUUUAUAAAUAAAUCUAUAAUAUUAUUUAUAAAAUGAUUUUGCUGAUUUGUCAUCUCCUCCAUGAUUUGAGGCUUAGUCAAUAAUUUUCUUAAAUAAUCUUUUUAUAUAUUUUAAUAAUAAACAAUUUUAGAAACAUGAUAAUUACAAUAUUUCAGCUAUACAAAUAUUUGAGAUUAUCUUAUUUAUUAAUUACAUUUGAUUUUAGGUGAGUCAACGAUUUUAAUAAAUAAUUUUAAUAAUAUUUAUAUAUUAGAUAAUAAAUAGUUCUUAUAAAGUGAUUUUGCUGAUUUGUCAUAUUCUCCAUGAUUUUAGGAUUAAUCAAUAGUUUUCUUAAAUACUUUUUUUAUAUAUUUGAAUGAUAAACGGUUUUAGAAACAUGAUAAUUACAUGUUUUCCAUGAUUUUAGGCUUAGUCAAUAGUUUUCUUACAUAUUUUAUAUAUAUUUUAAUAAUAAAAAGUUUUAGAAACAUGAUAAUUACAAUAUUUAAGGUAUACAAAUAUUUGAUAUUAUCUUAUUUAUUAUUAAAAACAUUUGAUUUUAGGUGAUUCAACGAUUUUAUUAAAUAAUUUAAAUAAUAUUUAUAUAUUAGAUAAUAAACAGUUCUAAGAAAAGUAUGAUAAUUAUCAUCUACAAAACUAUUUGAUAUCAUCUUAUUAAUAUUAUAUAAAAGAUUCUUCUCUUAUAUGUCAUGAAAAGAUUAAAUUUAUAUUUUUGGUACUAAAAAGGUUAUAUAUUUUUGGAUUUUGUUAAUAUAAGCUCAUCGAUAACAUAUACAAUUUAUUAUUUUAAUCUAUUAGUGUUUAGUUUUUUAAAAAGUAUGUUUUCUAACAAUUGUAAGUUUUGCUAAUAUGUGUUACCACAAUAGCUCAUAUUUAUGUUCUACCCAAUCAAUAUUCGAUUACAUGUCGUAUGAGAAAUCUACAAAAAAAACAAACUUAUAAAAAAAAAAGAUGAAUAUUUAAGAAAAAAAAUCAUAUAUAUAUAUUUUUAAAACUUUUUCAUAUAGAAAUUUGAUGUUUGAUUUUUUUUUUAGAACAUUUAAAUUACUAAGAUAUAAACUAAUAAACUUUGUAAAACGAUUAUGACCCAUGCGCGGACAAAAUACCUAGUUGUAAAAUAAUCUAUAAGAGAUUACACUGCUAUUAAAUUAUUAGGUUGUUACCCAUGUCAAAGAAAUAAAAGUUAUCCUUUAACUGUUAGGAUUCGAAAUAUUUACAAAUCCUAUAUCUUAGAGGUUUUUAAUUUUGCUAUAUUCUAGGGUUUAGAGUUGUUAUUUAAUUUGCUUACGAGUUACGACUAAGAACAUAACUCACAAGAGAAGAAAAAAAUCAUGAGCAGUAGUAGCAGUCCUGGUAUUCGAAAUUUAUUCAGAACCAUGAGCAGUAGUAGUAACAGCGACACUGAUGAUGAUGAUCUAACAAGAGUUUUAUCUGUACGACGCCCUAGGUCAAAUUCUAUUGACCUAAAUAGGAGGCGUGCUGAGAAAGUUAGACCAGUUUCUACUAGAGAAAAGAAAGAAGAUGAAUCAGAGUCUAAAUCGACACCAGGAGAAGAUAAAGUUGGUGACAUCGUUCGCUUCGGACGAAACAGCUACUUUGUGGUUGACAUCUUCGAGAAGGAGAUCAUGGAGUUGGGAGAUAAGGUGGAUUUAAACUUCAAGAGAUUCAACAAGUUCGAAGCUGUUGAUGGAUGUUGUCCAUGGGAUCAUCACUUCAGCAACUACAGGUGUUGUUACUCAUCUUGCUGCUGCGUAUGUUCAAUCAGUAACGUUGAGAGAGAGUGGGGGAAGCUGCAGAGAGAGUUAGAGAAGAGAGAUGGUUCUUCCAAUGGAGUCAGCUUCUUUGUUAGAACUUACAACGAAAGAAAAGAGCUGAUGAGAGUUGCUGUAACCGAUCAGAGUCACAGCUUGUUCUUCUUCGACAUUAAGUUCCCUACAGAGUAUCCACACCAAGCGCCGAGUCUCUUCUACCAUUCCUAUGGCCUUCCUUUGAGUAACUAUGAGACACAUACGUUACUAAAGGCCAAAAUUCAUUACAACAUAUUAGAUGUGUUUCUACUCAUUGAAGAGAUUGUGAUGAACAACACCAACAAGUCAUGUCAUCAGAUGCUAGAUAUGCUGAAGCGUCCUCUCAAUGGGUUUGAGGAUUUUGUGAAAGGUCAUUUUAGGAAGAAGGGUGCUUUUAUUCUGAAGAACAUGAUUGAAGAGAUGGAUUUGGCAAAGGAGAGAGAUAGAAACAUGUUCUUCAAGACUUAUGUUGCCUUUGAAGACAAUAAAACUUACGGUGAGCAUCUUCUCAACAGUGAUCUUAAAGAAGAGCUGGAGGGGUACAAAGAGAAAGAGUGUUCUAGUGAUCACUACUACUCUUCUUCAUCUUCCUACUUCCAACCCAUUACUAGCAGGUUUGAUGAUAUUCAGAAGACACCCAGAUACAAAAACUUCUUGAACAAGAUCUUUCUCUUGUAGUUUAUCUAGUAGUUGCUUUAUAGGUUUUCUUUUGUGUGUUUUCUUUGAAUUCUUAAUAAUUUAUGAGUUUCUUUUAUGAGUGACUCUCUUAGGAGAAUGUAUUCAUUUGAGAGUUGUGAUUUGGAAACAUUUGAUUUUAGGGUGUUUUAUUUUACCGAAACGCUAGUUUUAGUGUGUUCUUAGAAGAUCUUAAGUGAAUUGAAUAGUUUAAUAUGACUUUUGCUAAGCAACUCUAAAAAAUUCAUCUAAAAUGAUGGGAUUUGGAUUAUAUUUUUAGCUAAGAAACUUUAUCCAACCACUCCAAAAUAAUCUAAUUUUUUUUGAAAAACUUCUUGCUUAAUUUCCCCCCCCCCCAAUAAUAUUGGAUUUCAGAGUAUUUCAUCAAAUGAGAAGUUCAAUAAUAACACUAAAUUUUAAAUGAAAUUUUAAAAUGGUGAAAUUGAUAUUUUAAUACAAAAAACAAACUCUCACUUUAAUAAUACACUCCCCUUAUUGAAUAUAAAGUCAAAAAGUCUUGAAUACAUAGAUUUGCAGCAAAAGAAACUCAAUGGUUAUACAUAGUUUGCCUCAUCAAAAUGUUCUGAGUUUCUAUUAAGCUUCAUCAAGAGCGAUCACACCGGGAAGUACUUUGCCUUCCAAGAGCUCCAAGCUGGCUCCACCACCAGUGGAGAUGUGACUCAUGACUCCU